Ostreococcus tauri is the source of this 1302-nucleotide messenger RNA. Its product is annotated as tRNA-guanine(15) transglycosylase-like. Lineage: Eukaryota; Viridiplantae; Chlorophyta; Mamiellophyceae; Mamiellales; Bathycoccaceae. Bases 1 to 1302 code for a protein of 433 amino acids. The record is from RefSeq and is a predicted model, not a curated record. Gene Ontology annotation, molecular function: tRNA-guanosine(34) queuine transglycosylase activity. The transcript has a single exon.
AUGCGUCGCGCGCUCGCGUCCUCGCGCCUGGCGCUUGGCGCGGGGCGACGGACGCGUGGACGGUGGGGGGAUUCGAGUCGUCCGUGGACGCGUCGCGCGUCGUCGUUCGGGGAAACACCGCCGGAUGAUUUACGACGGCUCGGUCGACCGGAACGGGAUUUCUUCCGAUUUGACGUUAUUCACGAGAGUAAACGCUCGCGAGCGCGCGUGGGGGAGAUACGGACCCCGCAUGGAGUCGUGCGCACGCCUGGAUUCGUCUCCGUCGGGACGAACGCGGCGUUGAAGGCGGUGCAUCACGAAACGUUGGACGCGGCGGGUUUGGAUUUGAUGUUCGCGAACACGUAUCAUUUGAUGCUCCAGCCUGGGGCGGAGACGGUGGAAGCGUUGGGUGGGGUGCACGAGAUGAUGGGACGGCGUCGACCGACGAUCACGGACAGCGGGGGGUUUCAGGUGUUCUCGCUCGGGACGCCGGAGAGGCGGAGCGAGGCGAAAGAGUUGAAAUCGAGGAAUCCGACAAAGCAUCGUCGAGAGAAUUUGUUGCUCGAAGUGAGCGAGGAGGGUGCGAUGUUUCGGUCGUAUCGCGACGGGACGAAGAUGACAUUGACGCCGGAGAGCAGCGUGGCGGCGCAGAAGGCGAUAGGAGCGGACAUUAUUAUACCGUUGGACGAGUUGCCACCGUACGACAUUGACGACAACGCGCUUCGGGAGAGCGUUGCGAGGUCGCAUCGGUGGAUGACGAGAAGCCUGCGCGCGCAUCUGAGCGAUGUGCGUCAACAGGCGAUGUACGGUGUCGUGCACGGAGGCGUGGAUAGGGAUCUGAGGAGAGCUUCGGUGGAGUAUUUGAGCGCAUUACCGUUCGACGGGAUGGCCAUCGGUGGUUCGCUCGGCAGAGACUCAACCGAGCUAGGGAGUUUGCUCGAGUUCUUGAUGCCUCUCAUGCCAAAAGACAUGCCAAAUCACCUCCUUGGGAUCUCGGACGUGGAAAACGUCGAUCGCGCGGUCAUGCUUGGCGUCGAUACGUUUGACAGCGCGUAUACGACGCAGGUGGCGCGUCACGGAACUCUGUUCACGCACUCGCGAGGACGAAUCAACUUUCGCCGCGCCGAGUUCCGGAGAUCCCGUGAGCCUGCAUGUCACGAGUGCGAUUGCACCCUGUGCAGCAAGCACUCUUUGGGCUACCUCCACCACCUCGACCGCGCGAACGAGCCGCUGGCCUGGACGCUCGCGAGCGAGCACAACCUGUUUUACAUGGGGCAAAAGAUGGCGCGCGUCCGCGAGCGCAUCCUCAACGACGAAAUCUAG